Messenger RNA from Cimex lectularius (bed bug), 1773 nucleotides. Its product is annotated as cyclin-Q-like. Lineage: Eukaryota; Metazoa; Arthropoda; Insecta; Hemiptera; Cimicidae. The coding region runs from base 179 to 943 and encodes 254 amino acids. Gene Ontology annotation, biological process: regulation of transcription by RNA polymerase II. The transcript is spliced from 6 exons. Gene Ontology annotation, cellular component: nucleus. Gene Ontology annotation, molecular function: cyclin-dependent protein serine/threonine kinase regulator activity. The record is from RefSeq and is a predicted model, not a curated record.
UAAAACAAAAGUAAAACCUCUUUUGAACUGAAAUUGAAAAUUUCUCUUUACAAAAGAAGUUGUUCUAAUUUCUAAGAUGAGUUGGAAUUCUCCUGGUCUUUGAGAUCUUCUGCUCCUAUGGCUUUAUAGUCUGUCAACUCUCUGUCUUUGGAAUCUCCUCUACUUUGAAGUGGAUACAAUGGUGCAAUAUAAGUUAAGUGGUGCCGAUUCGGAUCAGAAGCAGUAUGAAGAGGAACGAUGCAAAUCCUGUCGUGUCGACUACAGAUUCGAGGAAAGUAAUUUUUCAGCAGUUCGGUUUAUAUUCGAGUGCGGAUACAAGCUGAAGGCAACCCCGGUCACAAUCGCUUCUGCAGCAACCAUUCUUCACCGGUUUUUUGCUGAGGUGAACACCUCCUAUGACAGAUACCUGAUCGCAACGACAGCAUUGUACUUGAGCGGUAAGCUCCUCGACGACAAGCACAGGCUGAGGGAUGUUAUAAAUGUAGCACACCAUACUCUCCAUCGAGGAUCCAGCUCUUUGGACUUAAAAGAGGAGUACUGGGCAAGGCGCGACUCAGUCGUUCAGGCUGAAUUUUUAAUAAUGAGGGUCCUACGUUUUGAGACGAAACGAUUGAUGCCACACACAUACCUUCUUCACUACCUUGCCACGCUCAGAACUUGGAUCCCAAAAGGAACCUGGGACGCUGUACCAAUCUGCCAGGCGUCGCUCGCCUUUCUCCAAGACCUUCACCAUUCGCCAACAGUUAUCGAACACCAGGUCCAGCACCUUGCACUCGCAUGCAUUCACCUGGCAAUCCAGACAUAUGGCGUCGUCGUCCCAGCGGUCAAGGAGAACGAGUACUCAGACUGGUACACUCACCUCGCCAAGGGAGUCACAAAUGAGAUAAUAUGGAAGAUAAUUGAUACAAUAAUCGAUAUUUAUAAUUUCAAGUUCCCUAAGUGAGAUUAAAUUUCCUACAGACUAAUACACAAAUAGCAAAUUGCAAAUAUAUCAAGGAGAAAGUUGUUUUAGUUUUGUGUAUGAAAAAUAUACCAUUUUUGUUCAUAUUUUACUUAUGAAUUGUUACAAAAAUUAUCAAGUCACUGUGUAAUAAUAAUAUGAAAUAGUUUUAAAGUAAUAAAGUAGGAAUGGAAGGUAGUUUAGUUCAAGGAAGUGAUAAGAAAACAAAUAGAAAAUUACAUACAAUUUUGGACUAAAGCUGUGCUUGAUGUGUCCCACUUAACUGUGUCAUUUUUACAAUCUUCUACAGUUGUUUUUUUUCUACCUAGUCUCUGAGGUUCACCUAUCGACUGUGCUGUUGAUACUUUCGAUGAUAAAUUUCAUUUUACAAUAAUUUCAGUUUAUAUGUAUAUUUUCAGUCAUUUUCUAAUGUUUUAUUUUUCCAAGAAGCAGUGUUAAUUGUUAAUCAACUCUGCUGACAAUGAUAAAUUUCAUUUUUACAAUAUCUUCAGUUUAUAUGUAUCUUGUCUGUUAUUCUCUAAUUUUUUCUUUUUCCAAGAAGCAUUGUUAAUUGUAAAUCAACUCUGCUGGCAGUCAGGCUAGUGAGCUUUCCAGCAAACUCACGUUUGUAGGCAUGACCAAAAUUGCAAAAAUACAGAUGUUCAAAUAAUGUUCGUGUUCAUCGAAUUUACCUAAAAGAUAAAAAUGUUUCAUCCGAUAAAUAAUCUCCCUCACAUCCUAAACAUACUUGUCUCUGCCAUACUCAUUCCAUGGUUCUUCGGGUCAUCUCUAGCCUGUACAGUGUCUUCUGUGGUAGUGACCAAGUCAGUGAU